UACUCGAUCGGAAAGAUGUGUGGAGUUUAUCUUAAUUCUGAAUAUUGAAGAGAAUAUUUCUCGAGCAAUGAGUUCACACUCUCAUGCGAGGACGAUGUGCACCGGAAAUGCAGUCUCUGGCGCAUUCUCUGCGUUGCAUCUCUUGCGAAGUUACAGUCUCUUCGCUCCAAAUUCAGAUCUGUGUAGGUAUGAAGCAUAUCCGACUCGGGAUUAUAAUUUCGUCGAACCGGAUAUUUUACCAAAUUCCGUGACAGCGGAUUCUUCAUCAUCGCCGUUAACAUCCUCUUCUUUGUCGGCAACAUUUUCACUUCCAGGAACGUUGCUCCAACCACCUUUUCUAGCGAUGCCACCCUUGAUGCAAUCUCUGAGCGUACCUCAACCGUUUUCGACUUCCUCUUCGGGUGCCAUGAACCGUCACUUCAUCAAUACAAACGGCAUAAACACUCUCCACAGAAGACCUAGAAGCGAAAAGAAACCCAUCCCGGACGAUCAAAAAGACGAAAAAUAUUUUGAGAGACGUAAACGGAAUAAUCAGGCAGCAAAAAAGUCACGAGAUGCCCGCAAGAUCAGAGAAGAUCACAUUGCUCUAAGAGCGACAAUGCUGGAGCACGAGAAUGCGAUUCUCAAGGCGCAGAUAGUGACUCUUCGGGAGGAAGCGCAAUCGUUGCGACAUAUGUUAAUUAAGCAGCACGCCCCGGCGAUACAAUCCAUCGAACGAUCGCUUUCUUCGAUGACACCUGUAACUCUCUCUCCUUCACACACCACCGCGAGUUUAGACUGUUAAUUUUGUAAUUUUUUUUCUAACAGAAAUGUGUAAAGAUGUUCAAAUUUGAAGCGAAUAUUAAAAUCCGUGUAAUUUCGUUUAGCUACACAAACACGCGAAAAUGAUCCUUAUGUAUUUAAUUACGACACGUUAUAAGAGAUCAUCGAAAUUACAACAUUCGAUUUAAAAGAUAUGUUAAGAUGUUUUCGAUGUUAUACAAAGAACAAAUAAGAACCAAUUAGGUUAAAUAUUAUCUUAAUGACCACUGUUGAAUCAAAUUAUGAUUCACUUAAUCGGCAAUUAAUUCAACUAGAACUAUGAAAAAUUACCUAAUAAAAUUUGCAUAUAA
This is a messenger RNA of Camponotus floridanus (Florida carpenter ant), 1112 nucleotides long. RefSeq names its product cell death specification protein 2. The record is from RefSeq and is a predicted model, not a curated record. The transcript is spliced from 4 exons. Bases 68 to 784 code for a protein of 238 amino acids. Gene Ontology annotation, molecular function: RNA polymerase II cis-regulatory region sequence-specific DNA binding; DNA-binding transcription factor activity, RNA polymerase II-specific. Gene Ontology annotation, cellular component: nucleus. Gene Ontology annotation, biological process: regulation of transcription by RNA polymerase II. Lineage: Eukaryota; Metazoa; Arthropoda; Insecta; Hymenoptera; Formicidae.